AUGGCUCAUGGUAGGCGAGCUGAGGCUUUUUUAAUUCAACUACGCGAAACCGUGGUCGACGAGGAGAAACAUAGUAUAUCGUAUGGACAGCUUAUGCGGUGGCAGGGUGCCAUCAACGAAGAUGUAAAAGAAAUAUUUGAAGUAAACAAGCAGCUUAUCGAACGCGUUAAUAUAUUGGAGAAAUGUGAGACGGAUUCAAGCGAUUUACGUGCGUUGAGAGCCGAGUUUACCCGUGAUAUAAUCAAAGCAACGAAUGAAACUCACGAACUGAAGGAAAGCGUCGAAAACGAGGAUGAGCAUCAACUUAAGGUUCAGCCAUUAUUUAUUACAGUAGAUCCAGCUAGGGAUAGUCCUUCUGUCGUUGGAAAAUACAUUAAAGAAUUCUCCAACAAAAUAAUUGGAUUGUCUGGCUCAGUAGAUCAAAUUGCUAAAGCAUGCAAAGCUUAUAGAGUAUACUUCAGUAAUGGCCCUCCUGAUCAAGACAAUGAUUAUAUUGUGGAUCAUACAAUUAUAAUAUAUCUUAUUGACCCAGAUGGAGCUUUCGUUGAUUACUUUGGUCAGACACAUAACGCUGAGAGUAUUGUUAAUAGUGUUUUGAUGAGCAAAUUAAAGUAUGACAGAUUAAACGAUGACUCGAGUUGGUUGGAGUCUACUUUUAAAAGAAAGAUAUUACCAAAUGCGGCGUCAUGAAUGUAUGAACCGGUUUAAUUUAUUUUAAGUAAAGAAAUUUAGUGAAUAAGAGGUAUUCAUUUGUACAUAUUUAUGAAGAAAUUUAUAACGGUAAAAAAAUUAUAAAUGCUUUA
Molecule: messenger RNA, 803 nt
Organism: Copidosoma floridanum
Lineage: Eukaryota; Metazoa; Arthropoda; Insecta; Hymenoptera; Encyrtidae
Product: protein SCO2 homolog, mitochondrial-like
Source: RefSeq, a predicted model, not a curated record